Messenger RNA from Diutina rugosa, 2490 nucleotides. RefSeq lists its product as uncharacterized. Gene Ontology annotation, biological process: P-body assembly; deadenylation-dependent decapping of nuclear-transcribed mRNA. Bases 1 to 2490 code for a protein of 829 amino acids. Gene Ontology annotation, cellular component: P-body. NCBI's taxonomy places the organism in Eukaryota, Fungi, Ascomycota, Pichiomycetes, Serinales, Debaryomycetaceae. The record is from RefSeq and is a predicted model, not a curated record. Gene Ontology annotation, molecular function: RNA binding. The transcript has a single exon.
AUGUCCUUCUUUGGCUUUGACACCAACGGUCCGCAGAGCGGCCAGAAGGAGGUGUAUGAGUUCCAGGAUACGUACGACGGUCUCGGUGACCAGUUGGACGAAACCGACGAUGCGUUCAAUGACGAAACGUUUGGUGUGACCCCUCAGAACAUCAGAAAGGAUUUCUCGUUCGGCGACGCCCCUGGCCAGCCUCAACAGCAAACCCAGGUGCCUACGACUCUGUAUGCUGCUGCUGCUGCCCAGCCCAUCAACGAUGAUCAAUUCAUGGAAGAUUUGUGGGGUCUGUCCAACGCGCCCAAGGGUAAGCUGCCUGCCGCCGAAGGUGCAGGUGGCGACAAGAAGAUCAUGCUGUUGGAAGAGAUCGAAGCUCAAUUGACCGCAAUUGACCCCUCUCAGAUGCCCAGGGUACCUCAAGGUGCUCCACCUGCUCCCCAAGGCAUGGCUCAAGGUUUUAUGAUGCCUCCCCCGCAAAUGGGGUACAUGAUGCCACCUCAAGGGUUUAUUCCUGGCUACGGCGGUCAAUUUGUUCCUGGUAUGCAAUACCAAGGUGUGCCGAUGCAAAUGAUGCCGCAAAUGUACGGACAACCUGGUCAACCCGGACAACCUGGUCAAGCAGCUCAACCUCAGAUGAUCCCUCAAGGCCAACCUGGUCAAGGCCAGCCUCAACCCCAGCAGCCGCAGCAGCUUCAUCAAUUGCAACCUCAGCAACUGCAACAGGCCAAUCAAUCCCAGGCUCAAACCGCACCUGGCCAGCCCAUUUCGGCGCCCAUUGCUGCCCAACCCGUUGUUCAAGCGACUCAACAACCUCAAUUGGUCGCUCAACCCCAAUCCCAAGAACAACAACAGCAGCAGCCGGUUUUGCAACAAACUGCUCAACCAGCUGCGCAGGCACCUGCAGACCUUUCGCAAUUCCCCGUGCUUGGAUCCAAAGAGGCUAAGCCUUCGAUUCACCAAAUUCAACACCACUCGGUUGAUGAUUUGACUGAAGAACAGCAACAAAAACUUGCUAAGCGUCAAGAAAAGGUUGCGCGGAUCAUGAAGUACCUGGGUAUCAUGAACCCCAAGGACAAGGAUUUUGUCACUCGUUUUCAACUUGCCCAAAUUGUUACCGAGGAUCCUUACAAUGAAGACUUUUACGCUCAAGUCUUCAAGGUGAUUCACCCUAAAGCGAACUCCACAGGUUUGCCGGAAGAUGAGCACAACUCGAUUGCUCAAGCUUACCUUGAACAACUGGGUCAUCGCUUGGGUGGUCGGUAUAAGCGUGCCGAUGUCGCACUUCAACGGAUGCAACAGCAAGUGCAAAAAGCUGUCACUGUUGCUAAGGAGCGCCCCAAGUUGUCACAAUACGCCAAGGAAGGUGCCUUGGGUCGUAUUUCUUUCGGCCUGGGUAAGAAGCCGAGACAACAACUUGAACUCUUGUCAAAGGCAGUUCAGAAACAGAUCGAAGAGGAAGGUGAAGACAAGGAUCAAGCCCAAGGUGAGCUGGCAUUUGCUGAGGAUGGUCCUGCCGCUCCACUUGUGGCUCAGCUCAAGAAGGAACGUUCAACUCUGAUGCUGGCCCCUAGAAUCCCUAACAAGCGUUAUUCUAAGCGUGAUAUCAUGCUGAUUUUGGAGAACAUUAUUGCGCAAUUGAUGAAUGUGGAGCUGGAACUGCGGACUCUGGAGAAGGUCGAUACCACUGCUUUGUGGGAACUGUUAAGAGUUCUUGAGCAACUGCUGCUGCUGGGUGACGAAGAAGCUGAAGUUAACCCCUUCAUCCAGUGCCUUAACUACAACAAGAUGCUCAAGAUUCUUCUGAGAUUGUUCAAAUUUUUGACUCGGGAGCAAGUUUUGACUAUUGUCACCCUUGUUAUGUCCAACCUUGAAAAUUUGAAUGUGGUGAAGAAUGGUAGCUACACUACUUAUGAUGACAAGAAGGUACCGGCUUCGGUCCAAAAGCUUGUCGAAACUUACACGAUGACUUUCUCGAAGGUUUUGAUGAACGCAGUGCUUGACUUCAAGUUUAACGAAAUCAUCGGGUUGUUGGUGAUCUUGAUCGAGCACAAUAACGUGCCUUUCGUGCUGACGACGAAGAUCGGGCUUCAAGUGCUUACUACCCUUUUGUCGCGGGCGAUGUUGAUCAUUGGUGACGGAAGACUUUCAGCUACUGAGUUGUCGCUGUGGCAACUGUGCUACGACGAGUUAUUCACGCUGCUUGAACUGAGAAUUGCUGCGAUCUUCCCGCCCCACCUUGAAGGUGACGACGUGGAUGACAACUACAUUUGGCAAUUCUUGGCUACCCUUUGUUGUGGCGGUAAGUUGAACCACCAGCGUAUUCUUGUCGAUGAGGUUAGAGACGAGAUUUUCGGGACAAUGAAGCGUGCGAAGGAGUUGGGCUCUCUGCCUCAAGAUCACUACAAGAAGCAAGCCUUGUUGAACAACUUGAAUAUGUUCUUGAAUGUUAUGGGAUUGGUGGCUGACGAGAACGAAAUCAAGGAGUUCCAGGCGUGA